AUGGUUUGUCCACCUUUUUUUGAAAAAGCACCAAGUCUUCAAGUAAGACCAGAUGGUUCUGUAUUAUUUGAAUGUAUGUGUAAUGCUAAUCCAGAACCAACAAUAAAAUGGUUCUUUAAGGAUAAAGAAUUAGUACAUGGCGAUAAAUAUGUUAUGAAACAAAAAAAAAUGGUAGGAAAAUGGGCUGUUACUAUGAAUUUAAAGAAUCCUCAACAAUCUGAUCAAGGAAUUUACAAAGUUACUGCAACAAAUUCAGCUGGGACACAUUCUGUUGAACAAAAUUACGUAGCUAUAUGUACCAGUAAUGAUAUGUUUAAACAAAAUCGUUAA
Messenger RNA from Strongyloides ratti, 330 nucleotides. RefSeq names its product Immunoglobulin subtype 2 domain and Immunoglobulin-like domain and Immunoglobulin I-set domain and Immunoglobulin-like fold domain-containing protein. NCBI's taxonomy places the organism in Eukaryota, Metazoa, Nematoda, Chromadorea, Rhabditida, Strongyloididae. The record is from RefSeq and is a predicted model, not a curated record. The coding region runs from base 1 to 330 and encodes 109 amino acids. The transcript is spliced from 2 exons.